Lingula anatina is the source of this 1261-nucleotide messenger RNA. Its product is annotated as N-alpha-acetyltransferase 50. Gene Ontology annotation, biological process: mitotic sister chromatid cohesion. The record is from RefSeq and is a predicted model, not a curated record. Gene Ontology annotation, cellular component: NatA complex. NCBI's taxonomy places the organism in Eukaryota, Metazoa, Brachiopoda, Lingulata, Lingulida, Lingulidae. Gene Ontology annotation, molecular function: acyltransferase activity, transferring groups other than amino-acyl groups.
CAUACAAUUACUUUAUUUAGGUGAUCCUCGUGCGGAGAGCGCGGUAAUAAUUAGACAAAAUGACGCGAGGCAACACAGAGUUAGGGGAGGUUACUCAUCACAAUAUCAAGCAGCUGAAGAAGCUAAACCAAGUGGUCUUUCCAGUUUCUUACAAUGACAAGUUUUACAAAGAUGUACUAGAAGUUGGAGAAUUAGCAAAACUAGCAUAUUUCAAUGACAUAGUGGUAGGAGCUGUGUGUUGUAGGAUAGAUGUCUCAGAAAACCAGCGCAGGUUAUAUAUAAUGACUCUGGGAGUCUUAGCGCCUUAUAGGAGAUAUGGAAUAGGUACUGUAAUGCUAGAACAUGUACUGAAAAUUUGUGAGCAGGAUGGAAAUUUUGACAAUGUUUACUUACACGUCCAAGUCAAUAAUGAUAGCGCAAUCAAGUUUUAUGAAAAUUUUGGAUUUGAGAUUGUUGAGAGAAAACAGAACUAUUACAAGAGGAUAGAACCUGCAGAUGCAUUCGUUUUACAGAAAACAUUUAAAAAGUGAUGUGGCCAAAAUGUCCAAUUAUUCAAUGACUACUGGGUUGCCAUAAGAUAUGUUUGCUUAAAUAUGUUUAUGAAAGCAGCUAUAUGAGACUAUAUUAAUGCAAACAUUUAUUAAACCUUCUUUCUAAAUUACAUUAAAAUAAUAUGGGAGAUUAAUUACUUUUUAUGCAAAGAUUUGAAGGGUUAAUUCUCCGCAAUUCAUCAAAAUCAUACAUUCUGUUGAAAAGAACAAAUCUCUGAAAUAACCUCUUUAUCAAAUGCCUGUGACAUUUGGUCAUUUGGAUAUGCCCACCAAUUAUGAAGAAUAUGGGAGAGCAGAGGAAUGUUUGUUCUCAUUAAAAAUAUUUUCAUCCAGAAGGGGGACGACCUGUUCAAUCAACAAUUACUUAAUAUAUGAUCCACAACAUCUGUUGUCAAUUGUUAUAUUUAUUAAUCAUGACAUCAUUGGUAAACCAAAACUCUCCAUACAACUUGACAUAACGGCGAUUCACUGUCAGAUGUUACUUAACCAGUCGGUCAACUGGACCAGCUUCAGUGGAAUGGGAUAAAAAUGAAACCAAAAGUUAGGUCUAUUUGGUGAAUUACCAAGUCUUACAUUUAUUGAGGUGCAGCAGAGAAGUGGGACCCAGUUACCCAACCAAACUCCUGGUUUCGAGACGUUAAGUGUGUGUUUAUACGAUUACGCCUGAAAUGUUACAUAGUAUUUUAUUGAAAAUAAAGCAGAACUUCUUA